Molecule: messenger RNA, 1081 nt
Organism: Ruditapes philippinarum (Manila clam)
Lineage: Eukaryota; Metazoa; Mollusca; Bivalvia; Venerida; Veneridae
Product: gamma-aminobutyric acid receptor subunit beta-like
Exons: 4
Coding region: 468-1007 (179 amino acids)
Biological process (GO): monoatomic ion transport
Cellular component (GO): membrane
Molecular function (GO): extracellular ligand-gated monoatomic ion channel activity
Source: RefSeq, a predicted model, not a curated record
UAUCAUUGUUACGCCUAGAUCUUGCAUCAUGCACAAUUUAUAGAGCUAAAUGACUGAUGUCUAUCUUUGUUUAGCAAUGUAAAUGAAAAUUUAGAUCAAGCUAUUGCAAUUGUUUAGUAGUAUUUCCUCGUUUUUAAGUGGUAUUCAAGUGCUUAUGAUAGUUAAUGGAUAAUUUAUAAAUUGAAUACAUUUUAAACAGUGGAUUUUAUUCUAGUUUCUUUUCAAUGUGACUAUUAUAUGAUUUAUUUGUAACGCAUAAAGUUAAGUCAAAGUAAAGAGAGAUAAAUAAAAGUUUAACUCGACAACGAGGUCUUGUUUGUUUUUUGUUCGGUUUUUGUUUGUAGGUUAAGUAGGAAAAAAGAGUGAAACAUUUUAAGGGAAAACAGUUUUCUUUGGGGGUUAAAAAUCGGAAAACAAUCAAAUGAGAAGUAAAGUAAAACUGUUCAUAAACAACAUUUUGCAAUGUUAUGGAUGUUAAAGUUAUGAGAAAUUGUACAAGAAACGUCGGCUUGAGGCAUCGUUCAAUGGCGAUCAACACAGUUGUCAAUUUUAUCUUUAUUACAGUGUUAAUGAUGUGUUUAACAAAAAUCGUAGACUGUUACUACAUUCAAUCGAACAUAUCCAAACAUGAUCUAUUAGAAGCACUACUCAAUCCUAAUCGUUACGACCCAAGUAUUCCACCAGAGUACAUUACAGAAGAAGGAGCAACCACUAAAGUGAAAAUUCAGCUAACGAUCCAUGAUUUUAUUUCUGAGAAUGAGAAGAAUAUGGAAUUUUCUUGCUUGAUGUACGUGAGGAUGUACUGGACAGACAGCCGCUUGGACUACUCCAACAAUGCGUCAUACUCUAAUCUAAAAGUAAGCGGUUCAUUUAUAUCAAAGGUUUGGGUCCCUGAUAUAUUCUUCACUCAGAACCGUCAAAGUUAUUUUACUGGCGUGAUUGGCAAAAAUGAGUUGAUAUAUAUAGGAAGAUAUGGAAACAUCACGUUCAGUGGAAGGUAUGUUUAAUGAUAAGUUAUAAUGAAUAAUAACAACAUUAUGAAAUCUUUAUUUAUUGUUAAAAAAUUCCAGAAAGCUUUUUC